This is a messenger RNA of Abrus precatorius (Indian licorice), 748 nucleotides long. RefSeq names its product citrate-binding protein-like. The transcript has 2 exons. NCBI's taxonomy places the organism in Eukaryota, Viridiplantae, Streptophyta, Magnoliopsida, Fabales, Fabaceae. The record is from RefSeq and is a predicted model, not a curated record. Bases 40 to 687 code for a protein of 215 amino acids.
UCCUCCUACCACUUGACAUUAAGGAAUAUAGCUGCAACAAUGGCGCCGUUACCCCUUUUUCAUCUUACCCUUUUGCCACUAAUAAUCUAUAAGAUCGCUCUUUCCUCGGCUGCGGUGGAUCCCACACAAGGGUUCACCCCUCUUCCGUUAGAUAAUUCAAAUUUUGUUGUCCAAAAGCCUUACGAUGUUCCCGUUAACAAGCGCUACAGCUUUAUAAAUGGCGUGCACAAACUCUGGGUUUACUCCACAGACAAGCCUCACACACCUACCAGCAACACAGAGCCACGAACUGAGAUUCGAAUCAGUGGAUACGAUUAUACAUCUGGUGUAUGGCAAUUUGAAGGGUAUGGUUACGUGCCUAGUGGGACGACGGGGGUAUGCAUUAUGCAAGUGUUCGGUGGAAGCUCCUCUGCCACAUCCUUGCAGCUGAGGAUCUAUGAUGGUUCGCUCACUUCUUAUAGGUCCCCUGUUCUGGCUCGGAACAUCUACGAUAGGUGGUUCAGGGUGAACGUGAUCCAUGAUGUCGGUGCCUCCAAUGUCAAGGUUUAUAUUGAUGGAGAGCUCAAGUACGAUGGAGCUGACCAUGGACCCGACACUCACUACUUCAAGUUUGGGGUUUACACACAGAAUGAUCCUUCUAACUACAUGGAAUCUCGUUGGAAAGACAUCAAAAUUUUUAAAAAAUAGACUGCUUUUGUUUCGGUGCCAAAUUCUAAUAAGACAAGCAGAGGGUUUGGCUAAUUUAAUA